AUGGCUGCUGCCCAGAAGCAUGUGCUGCGUGUGUAUGUUGCACGAGACACUGCCGUGAAAUUUAUUCUACUUGAGCGACCAAAGUCAGUGGAGGAGCUGAAACAAAUAAUGCAAGAGAGGUUCAAGCCGAGACUGGAUGGGGACUUUAGCCUGCACUAUGAGGAUCCAGACUUUGAUGGUGAUCUUUGUCUUCUUGUGGACAUCCAGGAGUUACCAGAGAAGGGCACAUUGAGAGUCAUCAGACCUGAAGGUGACACCUCAUCUACUGCAUCUUCCGACACAGACAUACUCCCACAUGUACCUGCGUUACAGCGCCAGAAGAGUUGGCCUGAUAACUUUGUGGUUCCUGGUUUUGGUUAUGAAGUGGAGCAUAUACUAGAAGAAGGAAAUCGUAUUUAUGAAGAAUCAGGAAAAUUGCUGAAGUUAAAGAGGUCACAGAAGAGUGAAAUCCUUAAGAAAAUGGCAGAAAUGAUCUACAGUUUUAAACCAUACCCACAUGAAAAGGAAUUGGCAAUGGCUGCUCAAGCUUUGAUUACAGCUCAUCCAUGUCUAAGAAUGACGGCUGGUGAAGAGUUGGGAUGGAAACGUCACAUAGGGUACAAGGUUGCGUCUUACCGUAACAAUCUGGCCAAAGCUGGGGUUGCUGAAGUAGCCAUCAACACAGGGAGGCGGAGCCGAAACAACCCCGACAAUGAUCACCCCCAUCAAAACAUAAAGAAAGCUCGAAAAGCUGAGGUCAACUACAUCAUCAACCUACCAAAAGAUCAAACCCCAGCCACUCUGGAAACAAUGAGAAAAGAAAUCCUAUAUGAAGUCGAAAAGACUGAGAGAAACCAAUUAGUCAUAGGCAAGCUCAUGAACACAACCUAUGCCCUUCGUCGCCAAGAAAUUGUUGGAGCUCUUGUUGCUCCACGGGUGAGAGACGUCGUGGACAGAUGGCCAGCCCUACUUAUGGAGUCACAGGUGUUUGCAGAGUUUCACCGAAUCAACAAUGUUAACCUGCGCAAUCAAUUCUACAAGGAGCUGGACAGACACACGCCAAAACUCAUCACCUUGUUCAGAGACAAGGCCACCAAGACUAGCAAGAUAGCGGAGGAGCUAGCCGAGUUCGUGAGGAUUUACGACCUUCAGGAUCAACGUGAUGUAAAUAUGAGACGGGCCUUCGUCCUUCGUGCACUUCCUGUGUACCUGCGUGAAGAUGCCUCCAAGUUCUUCAGGACCUGUAAUUCAGCAGAUGGUCCAGACCUCACUGACACCCCCGUGGCUCUCCUGACAGUCGUCACGGAUGACACUACUGAUGCGGCCCUCUUCAGCCCUGAGAGCAUCUGUAUUGUCGUGGAGGAUGAAAUACUUGUGAGUGGUCCCACAAAUCUGGCAGACUCAUUUCUCCUGCUCUUUGGGUACAUCUAUGCACUAGACCUACAGUACCCAAAGAAUCUCGAGCUUACAUUCACAUUUAUCCAAAAAGUUGUGAUGUGUCUUGAAGACAACAAACCACUGAAAGGGCGUCUACUGACGCUGAAGAAUGAUUUGUCCAAUGAGUGAAUCACUCAGAAUGGACUAUUUGUUGAGCUGAGUAUUGGAAGUUUUUUUUUUUUUUCUACCUCAGAUUUAAGAUGACACUGUUUGCCUCUCCUACUUCAAAUUUAAUGCAGUGAUUGUUAAUAUAUGAAUAUCACAACAUUGACGCAUUCACAACAUGCACUUUAAAACCCAUUUUGUUUUUAUGGGGUCAAUUCCUUUUUAUUUUAAUUUAUGACAAGCGCUUUGUUUUGAGUUUUGAGCUCCUUUGA
Messenger RNA from Etheostoma spectabile (orangethroat darter), 1793 nucleotides. RefSeq lists its product as uncharacterized. The transcript has 4 exons. Lineage: Eukaryota; Metazoa; Chordata; Actinopteri; Perciformes; Percidae. The coding region runs from base 1 to 1545 and encodes 514 amino acids. The record is from RefSeq and is a predicted model, not a curated record.